Molecule: messenger RNA, 1491 nt
Organism: Erythranthe guttata (spotted monkey flower)
Lineage: Eukaryota; Viridiplantae; Streptophyta; Magnoliopsida; Lamiales; Phrymaceae
Cellular component (GO): mitochondrial outer membrane
Source: RefSeq, a predicted model, not a curated record
AAAAUGAUUUCAUAUAUUAUUGCUAAAAAAUUCCUAAUUAAAUUUCAUGCACCGAUUAAAUCGUAUCAACUCGGCAAGGCACCUCCUUGCAUUUUCCACCGCCACCGCCACCGCCGCCAAUCCUCUCCGCCUCAAUCCGCCACUCAAGCCUCUAGCCUUCAUACACUCCUCCCGCCGCCGUGUGAUGGAUCCUCCAUCUCCUGCGGCGACUGACGGAAUCGAUGAUUUUGCGGAGUUAGGUGAAGGGGAUAAGAAUCCCGUCGAAAAUGAGGGUGGAAGUAAUGACAACAAUUAUUCUUAUGAGAGGAAAAUCCUGCCGCCGGAGCUUUCGAGAAGUGUGGUGACACUUAAUUGCGAGUCGACUGCGGAGGGAGGCUUGUGUGAUGUUUAUUUGAUCGGAACUGCCCACGUUUCUACGGAAUCUUGCCAAGAAGUUCAAGCUGUGAUUGAAUUCUUGAAACCACAGGUUGUUUUCUUGGAGUUAUGUUCUAGUCGUGUUGCUGUUCUUGCGCCACAAGAUCUGAAGGUACCAACAAUGAAAGAAAUGGUGGAUAUGUGGAAGAAAAAUCAAAAUCUUUUUGGGAUACUUUACAGCUGGUUUCUUGCUAAGGUUGCUAGUCAUCUUGAAGUUCUGCCAGGAGCAGAGUUUCGUGUGGCAUAUGAAGAAGCAAUGAAGUACGGGGGCAAGGUUAUACUUGGUGAUCGAAAUGUCCAAGUUACAUUGCGGAGAACAUGGGCAAAGAUGCCUCUUUGGCACAAGACAAAAUUAUUAUACUCCUUAACGUUUCAAGCAGUUUUCUUGCCAAGUCCUGAAGAUCUCAGUAAAAUGCUGAAGGAAAUGGAUGAUGUUGACAUGCUAACUCUUGUAAUUCAAGAAAUGAGCAAGCAUUUUCCAACUCUCAUGGAAACCCUUGUGCAUGAGCGCGACCAAUACAUGUCCGCCACAUUAUUAAGAACUGCCAGUCAGCAUAACUCAGUGGUGGCUGUCGUGGGGAAAGGACACCUGGCAGGAAUCCAGAAGAACUGGAAACAACCUGUUGAUAUGAAGCAACUUACUACAUUACCUGCAAAAAACAAAAGUAUCGGAGUGGGCAAGAUACUAGGUACAAUUGGGAUUACAGUUGCAGGGGUUGCCAUCGUAUCUGGAAUUUACAUGUCCGUCAAGAAAUAGUGUGUGUUCUUCCCCUCCCAAAGAAAAAAAGAAAGAGAUGAAAGUUGUUUAUCGACACAAGAAUUUCCGAAGUAUAUGAGACAGUCUUUUUUCGGUGGAAUCUGAUCUCUGCAUAAUAUCUUCUUUAAUGCCGAAAACAUUUAUUUCCCAAGUUAAUGAUCAGGUGAGGUGUGUUGACUUUAGAUACCUCUUCAAUUAAAUAGGACUAUAUACAUGUAUGUUAUGAUGUUGGGAAAUAGAUUAUGAAUCCUCACAGAGUUUUUUAGCUGCAUAUUUUGAUAUUUUCUAAAUAUUCAUUCUGAUUUCGAGAGGCUUUGAAA